Messenger RNA from Macrosiphum euphorbiae (potato aphid), 1518 nucleotides. The record is from the annotation of a GenBank genome assembly. NCBI's taxonomy places the organism in Eukaryota, Metazoa, Arthropoda, Insecta, Hemiptera, Aphididae.
AUGCCAGUGGAUUUACAUAGGCUCAUCCAAGGAUGGUUGGAAUUAGAAAGUGAUCCUGGUUUGUUUACUUUGCUUUUAGAAGAUUUUGGAGUGAAAGGAGUUCAGCUUGAAGAGAUUUAUGACCUUCAGAAACCAUUGGACGGUCCAGUUUAUGGUUUUAUAUUUUUGUUCCGAUGGAUUGAGGAGCGUCGUAGCCGCAGAAAAAUUGUAGACCAAACGGACAUAUUUGUCAAAGAUGACGACGCCAUUAACAGUAUAUUUUUUGCACAGCAAAUGAUACCUAAUAGUUGCGCUACUCAUGCCCUGCUGUCCGUUUUGCUUAACUGCUCAGAUAUACAUCUAGGUGAGACAUUGGGACAUCUUAAGGAACACACUCGGGGUAUGAAUCCAGAAAAUAAAGGAUGGGCUAUUGGAAACACUCCUGAAUUAGCACGGGCACACAAUUCACACGCCAUGCCAAAAAGUAGACCACGUAUGGAUAAAACACCGGGAUUAACAACUGGACGGUUUACCGGUGAAGCAUAUCACUUUGUCAGUUAUGUACCCAUAAAUGGUCAUUUAUAUGAAUUGGAUGGAUUAAAACCAUAUCCCAUGGACCAUGGGCCUUGGGCUGAAGAUGAAGAUUGGACUGAAAAGUUUAGAAGAGUGAUAAGUGAUCGACUCGGAGCAGCAGCUGAGUAUAGUGAUAUACGAUUCAAUCUGAUGGCUGUUGUUCCAGACAAACGAUUAGCUAUCACCCACAAAUUAAAUAUGCUCAAAACAAAUAGACGAAUUGUAUUAGAAGCUUUACAACAACUUGUACUAGUAGAUGAUUUUGAAAAAAAAAGAAAAAUCAAUGAUAAUGAUCAAUCGCCAAAAUGUGUAAAAAAAGACAUUUCACCCAUUCCUGGUACAUCAAAAGACUAUAAUGAAGAAAAGACGUGUCCAGAAUCAGAUAAUAUUGUAGUAAUCCGUGUACAAUCAUCAAGUGGUGGGUCAGAAGGUGACGGAAAUCCAAAAGACAUAAAAAGUGUAUGUCUAGAAGCAGGAGCUAUGCCUAAAGGAUGGGAAACACCUUCAAGUCAUUCUUCCGAUAAAGAAGAUAAUAAUGAUCAAAAAUUGGAAAAUAAUAUAAAACCCAAUCAUACAUUUUCUCCUAAAGACUUAUUGGCUCUAGUAAAAAAUUUAGAACUUGAAAUAAACAUGAGUGAAGGUAUCUUACGAGAGGAGAAUGAAAAACGUAAUAAAUAUAAAAUUGAUGAUUGUCGACGUACACACAAUUAUGAUCAGUUUAUAUGCACGUUUUUAACUAUGUUAGCCCAAAAAGGUAUAUUACCUGAUUUAGUUCAACAACAUUUGGGGGCACAAAAAAAAAAUACAAGUGCACAGCUUUCACUUUCUGUACAAUCUCAAUCUACAAAUCAAACACAGGUGAAAUCAAAAUCCAAUAAACCAAAUUCAAAAAGUAAUUCAGCUUCAACUACAACAAGGCUCAGGACAAAACGCAAGACAACUACUAAAAAAGGACGUAAAUCAUGA